AAAAGUGGUUCGUCUCCUCCGUUCAUCGGGUGUAAUAAUUCAGAUCUCCCACUUUUCUGCAGCAUAAGAAAAGAAAAGGGUCAUCGCUUUUUGAUUCUUACAAUGAACCGUACAAUCACAGAGGAGGAGGAAUUGCUCUCUUCUCCUUACCUCAUCCUCUUCAAAUCUCUCUCACUCAUUCCCUUCUUUCACUACCUCUUCUUCCUCUUCCUCGCAACCUUACUCUUCCUCUACCUGUUCCUCGAGAUUCAUUUUCCAAGAUCAGAUCCUGUUUCUCUCACCUUCAAUCCCAACUCCGACUUGUGCAAGUUUAUCGUCUCCAACUGUCACCUCCUUCACGGACGCUACUUUCCUACCUUCUGGCUUUCAAGCCCUCAUCUUCAGACAGCCUUUCUUAGCCUUUUCGGACACUCACCUCCUUUCUCCUAUAAACGAAAUCUCUUCCAAGCAACAGAUGGUGGCACUAUUGCUUUGGACUGGUUAAUGCAUUCUGAUGUUGUGGAAGGCAUAUCUCAGGUGGUCAACGGCUCAACUCCAGGAAAUGAUAGGACUCCAAUUGCUAUUGUGGUUCCAGGCCUCACUAGUGAUUCUACUGCUGCUUACAUUAAACAUCUUGCCUUUAGGCUGGCAAAGGAAGGAUGGAAUGUUGUUGUCAGCAACCACCGUGGUCUUGGAGGCAUUUCUUUAACUUCUGACUGCGUCUACAAUGCUGGAUGGACAGAAGAUCUUCGGAAAGUAAUUGAUCACAUACAUUCUCAGUUCCCAGAGGCUCCUCUCUUUGCUGUUGGAACAAGCAUCGGUGCCAACGUCCUGGUAAAAUAUCUUGGGGAAGAUGGCACGGAUACGCCUCUUGUUGGAGCGACUGCUGUGUGCUCUCCUUGGGAUCUUUUGAUAUGUGAUCGAUUCAUCAACCGCAAACUCGUGCAAAAACUCUAUGACAGAGUGCUUACUGUUGGUCUACAAGGCUAUGCACAGCUGCACCAAUCCGUCAUUUCUCGUAUUGCCGAUUGGGAAGGCAUUAAGAUGUCACGUUCAGUUCGAGAGUUUGACAACUACGCCACCAGACUUGUAGCCAAAUUCGAGACAACUGAUUCAUACUAUAGACAUUCGAGCAGUGCGCAGUUUGUGGGAAAUGUCGCUGUUCCACUCCUUUGUAUCAGUGCUUUGGAUGAUCCAGUUUGUACAAAGGAAGCUAUUCCUUGGGAUGAAUGUAGGGGAAACAAAAACAUAGUUCUGGCAACCACAACUCAUGGUGGUCAUCUUGCUUAUUAUGAAGGAAUUACAGCAACAAGCAUGUGGUGGGUUAGGGCUGUGCAAGAAUAUUUUGAAGUGCUUCUCUCCAGCCCCUAUGCAGACCGAAAACAAAAGACGCAGAUCAUCCCGGAUCCAUUGGAAUCUUCUUCGAUUGAUCAGGGACCAUAUAUUGUGGAAACAGGAGAAGAUGGGAUGGUUGCUGCUGCUGCAGCAGCAAGUGAAGUGGAGACAACAAGAGCUAAUGCAGAAGAAGAGAAUAAAGCUCCAAUUGAAAAUACAAGAUAUCAUCUACACAGAGACAACAAUCGUCAGGGUUAUAACAGUUUAAUCGGUCCUUUGAUGAAUAGAGUGGAUCAGCUUUCAAGAUACAGCAGGAAAUCCGUAUGGCUAUUAGCUUACAUUGCUAUAGUCACGACAUGGCCACUUCUAGGACCUGCGCUUUUGUUAUCAAUCAAGAAGAGAUUCAGAAGGCUCAUAAAAAAUUAGAAUCAUAAGAAAAUCCAUGACUGUAUUUCAUUGUAAUCUACUUGAUACAUAAGGCUGCAAUAAGCCAUUUGUCAUUAAUACUAUACAGAACUCUUACAGGACUUUCUACCUCAGAAGUAAAAACUUCAUUAUCA
Messenger RNA from Raphanus sativus (radish), 1874 nucleotides. RefSeq lists its product as uncharacterized. Gene Ontology annotation, molecular function: monoacylglycerol lipase activity; short-chain carboxylesterase activity. The record is from RefSeq and is a predicted model, not a curated record. Bases 103 to 1740 code for a protein of 545 amino acids. Lineage: Eukaryota; Viridiplantae; Streptophyta; Magnoliopsida; Brassicales; Brassicaceae. The transcript has 14 exons.